AUGGCGACCUCUUUUCUUCGUAGAAGCUUGAACUCAAGUCGCUUCCGCUUCAUCUCUACAUCCUCCUCGUCUUCUUCUUCUUCCUCACAUCGCCGCGUUGUUGUCACUGGUCUAGGGAUGGUGACUCCACUUGGACGAGGCGUUGAGACAACAUGGAGGCGUUUGAUUGGUGGAGAAUCCGGGAUUAGAGGACUGACACCUGAUGACCUCAAGAUGAGUUCGUUUGAUGAAGAGACAAAGUUGUAUACUUUUGAUCAGCUUUCCUCCAAAGUUGCCGCCUUUGUGCCACAUGGAACAAACCCAGGUGAAUUUGAUGAAGGUCUUUGGCUAAACUCCAAGGCAAUUGCAAAGUUCAUUGGAUAUGCUUUAUGUGCUGCUGAUGAAGCCUUGAGGGAUGCUGACUGGUUACCAACAGAAGAGGAAGAAAAAGAAAGAACAGGAGUCUCUAUUGGUGGUGGAAUUGGAAGUAUAAGUGACAUUGUAGAGGCAGCGCAGAUGAUUUGUGAAAAGAGGCUGCGGCGGCUUAGUCCCUUUUUUAUCCCAAAAAUAUUGGUGAACAUGGCAUCUGGUCAUGUGAGCAUGAAAUAUGGAUUCCAGGGGCCAAACCAUGCUGCUGUGACAGCUUGCGCAACUGGUGCCCACUCUAUAGGCGAUGCCACUAGGAUGAUUCAGUUUGGAGAUGCAGAUGUUAUGGUAGCAGGUGGAACUGAGUCCAGCAUUGAUGCUCUCUCCGUUGCUGGAUUCUCUAGAUCAAGAGCUCUGUCAACUAAGUUCAAUUCUUCACCACAAGAAGCUUCACGGCCUUUCGAUUGUGGCCGGGAUGGUUUUGUGAUAGGGGAAGGCUCAGGGGUUAUAGUAUUGGAGGAACUUGAGCAUGCAAAAAGACGUGGAGCAAAAAUUUAUGCUGAGCUUUGUGGAUAUGGGAUGUCAGGCGAUGCACACCAUAUUACUCAACCUCCUGAAGAUGGAAAAGGAGCUGUGUUGGCCAUGACACGUGCUUUAAGACAGUCUGGUUUAUGUCCAAAUGAAGUUGAUUAUGUAAACGCACACGCAACGUCUACCCCAAUAGGCGAUGCUGUGGAAGCAAGGGCUAUCAAGACCGUAUUCUCUGAUCACGCCACUUCAGGCACAUUUGCUUUCUCUUCCACCAAGGGCGCUACUGGUCAUCUUCUCGGAGCAGCUGGAGCUGUAGAAGCUAUUUUCAGCAUUCUUGCUAUCCACUACGGAGUUGCUCCUCUAACGCUGAAUGUCAAGAAUCCGGAUCCCAUCUUCAACAAGAGUUUCAUGCCUUUAACCACUUCGAAAGAAAUGCUAAUUAAGACCGCAAUGUCGAAUUCUUUUGGCUUUGGUGGAACAAAUGCAUCUUUGCUCUUUGCCUCAAUCUAA
Eruca vesicaria subsp. sativa (arugula) is the source of this 1386-nucleotide messenger RNA. The record is from the annotation of a GenBank genome assembly. NCBI's taxonomy places the organism in Eukaryota, Viridiplantae, Streptophyta, Magnoliopsida, Brassicales, Brassicaceae.